CUACGAGCGUCACCCUACUUGCCUACAACGCGCGCCGCUGACGUGUCACGCGGGUCGUGAUACCACUUGUGACCAUCCUCAACGAGAGUCUUUACCAAGCCGUCGGCCCCAACGCUCAGGCAUACCAAUCGUCAGAAAGCCUUCCUGGGAGAUAGACAGAUAUAUCCAGCCAAGAUGUGGCUCUCCGACACGCAAAAGAUUGGCGUUGCAUUGACGACGUUUGGAUCGCUUUUUAUGAUGCUGGGAGUGAUGCUCUUCUUUGACGGAGCACUCCUCGCGCUCGGUAACCUCCUCUUCCUUUCCGGGCUCACGCUCAUCAUAGGCCCUCACAAGACAUUUUACUUCUUUGCGCGCAAGCAAAAACUGCGGGGAACCAUGUGUUUUCUUGGCGGCGUUCUGCUUGUCUUCCUGAAAUAUCCCUUCAUUGGGAUGAUCGUAGAAACUUUCGGUUUCUUGAACCUCUUCGGCGAUUUCUUCCCGGUAGUAUUGACGUUCCUGCGACAAUUACCCUUUAUCGGCACGCUCUUGUCCCUACCCUACGUUCGCCCCGUCGUAGAUCGUCUAGCGGGUUCCAGAGUAUCUGCAGUGUAACAACCCAUUGCCCAGCACGCGUAUGAACACACUUUACCAUCACUCGCAUCAGGGUCUUUCACGCCGUAGCACAAACACUUCGCGACGAUGGCGAA
Messenger RNA from Pisolithus orientalis, 686 nucleotides. Its product is annotated as vesicle transport protein. The transcript has 5 exons. Gene Ontology annotation, biological process: endoplasmic reticulum to Golgi vesicle-mediated transport; retrograde transport, endosome to Golgi. Lineage: Eukaryota; Fungi; Basidiomycota; Agaricomycetes; Boletales; Pisolithaceae. Gene Ontology annotation, cellular component: Golgi membrane; Golgi cis cisterna; COPII-coated ER to Golgi transport vesicle. The coding region runs from base 175 to 591 and encodes 138 amino acids. The record is from RefSeq and is a predicted model, not a curated record.